UCUAUUCUUGUUGUCUUUAUCUAAGGAGCGAUAAAGAUAGGAUAUUUUAGCGCUGAUCUAUGGUCUGCUCUUUAGAGCUGCAUUAACAAUCAGUAGUGCAACUAAGAAGAACAUACUUUAGCGCGCUUUGCGCCAUUCUUCUUGCCGCGAGAGACAUGUUUCGUGUAUGUAGAAGCCGUUACAGUACAGUGGAGUAAAUACGAUUGAACAUACUUAUACAAAUACGAAUUUGCCUAAUACUCCUUCGUUUGAAACGGAAACUGUAUUCGAGUUGAUGUACAACAAAUACGUUAGCAAGCAUAGUACGAAUUAAGUGAAGUGAAAUAUCAGACAUCUGUCGUAAGAUAUGAGUGACAAACGAAAACUGCCGAUAUUUUUUAGUACAAGGCAUAAACGAAGAUUGAUUUUAGAAAAUACACCAGCAGAUGUUGAAAUAAUAACUCAUCGGACUGAGUAUUCUACUUUAAUAAAUAGUAAUGAUAACCAUUUAGAUGUUGGUGAACAUGAUAAUAGUGCUUUGUUGAUUCGUGAUCCACAAGUAGCCCAGUUAGAAAUAAAUAAAAAGAAAAGUCAAUUUGAUAUUGAUCAAGAUAAUAAUGCUCACUUUCUCAUUGAAGAUGAUACAUACAUGGUGAAUGCAAGUAGCAAUGAAAUUGUCGAUGAUAUUGCUUUGAAUAAUGAAAAUGUACUAUAUGUAAAUGAUGAAAGAGAAGCAUUUAGGCAUGACAUAAAUAAAUGGGCUAUUGAUCAUAAUAUAUCACAUAAAUCACUUAAUGCACUUAUACAGAUAUUGCUAAAACAUACUAAUUAUAUUUUACCAAAAGACUCACGUACAUUAUUACAGACUCCAACAUCUACUGAGAUUAUACAAAUUCAAGGUGGGGAUUACUGUCAUUUUGGCCUAAAAAGAGCUAUAUUAAAAAUUGUUAAGGAACGUAAAAGACAUAAUUGUAUUCUCGAUGUUAUUCAAUUAUUUAUAAAUAUAGAUGGUUUACCUAUAUAUAAAUCAACUGAAAAGAGUUUAUAGCCAAUAUUAUGCUCGGACAAUGUUAUAUAGAAUGUAUAUGUCAUUGGUCUAUUUUAUGGAGAGGGAAAACCAAAAAAUGUAAACGAAUUUUUAAGAAUAUUUGUAGACGAAGCUGUUACUUCAAUAAAUAAUGGAAUUGAUUAUGAAAGACAAAUUAUAAAAAUCGAAAUUAGGGCAAUAAUAUGUGACGCUCCUGCCAAAGCGUUUGUCCUUUGUGUAAAAAGACACAGUGGAUAUGAUAGCUGUACUAAGUGUCUUAUCGAAGGUAAAAAUAUUGAAAGACGAGUGUGUUUUCCAUAUACAUCUAAUACUAUUAAAUUACGCACUGAUGAGGAUUUUUCAGUUGGUUCUUAUCGCCUUGAUUAUCAAACUGGUGAUACGAUUUUAAAAAGUAUACCAAAUCUUGGAUUAGUAACAAAAGUGCCAUUGGAUUACAUGCACUUGGUAUGUUUAGGUGUUGUGCGUAAACUUAUAAUGUUAUGGCUAUCAGGACCUCUUAAUAUAAGAUUAUCAAAUUCAAAUAAAGAAGAAAUAUCUGAGAGAUUAAUAAAUUUAUGCAAAAACAUUCCUUCAGAUUUUGCUCGAAGGCCAAGGUCAUUAAAAUAUAUCAAGCAUUGGAAAGCCACAGAGUAUCGGCAGUUUUUAUUAUAUACGGGUCCUAUCGUACUGAAAGGAAUUCUACAAGAUAAUGUCUAUGUGAACUUUUUAAUAUUACAUGUUGCUAUUACAAUUCUUGCAAGUCCUGUUUUGGCAUGCAAAAUUGCUCUUGUAGAAUAUGCAGAAAGUCUAUUAAAACAUUUUGUAAAGUCAUUUCAAGUUAUCUACGGUGCAAAAUGUUUCACAUGAUAUUCAUAAUUUACUACACCUGCUACGGAUGUAAAGAAAUUUGGUUCUCUGGAUGAAUUCAGUGCGUUUAAAUUCGAGAAUCAUAUGUCUGCAUUGAAAAGACUUAUUCGUAAAACUAAAUAACCAUUGCAACAAUUAACAAGAAGAUUUGCAGAAAUUGAGAAGACAAGUUGGCAUUUUUUUGCUAAUAAAUUUAAAUUAUGAUUUGCGGCAUAUAUAAUGAUAUAUCACAUUGUGGAAUUUGAUGACGGUUUGCAAGUUGUUCCUUCUGAGUGGUUGACCGAUAAUAAUAAAAAAUGUCUAUGGCCCACAUAUACAAACCAAAUUAAAAUAAACCAACCAAUUUCUAAGAGAAUAUCUCCUUUAUGCGAUUGGCCGUUGUACAAGGUGAACCGUUUGUUUGGUAGUUGCGAGAUAUACGAUAAAGCAAUAGAGAAGCUUAAAUUAGCUGAACAUAUUUCUGACAUAGAUGAUAUAGAUGAAAAUAGUAAUCUUAAAAAGUCAAGACAUCACCGUGCAAAAAAAGUUUUAACUUCUUCUGCUGAAAAUUCAGAUGAUUCAUGUGAUACAAACAUUGAUAAAUCGAAAGUUUAUACAGCUCAGUUUCCUAAAGUACCAAAUGAGUUAAGUAGGAAAGAAAUAACAAUUGGAGCACAGAAAUCUCUGAAAAACAGUGAGAAGAAAAUAACUAAUAUCAUUCAACGCGAAAAAAGUAAAACAGAUGUAUUUGUUUCGUCAUGUAACAAAUCUGUAUAUUGUUCACAAGAGCAUACAGAAUUAAAUCAAGACUCUGUCAUAAAAACUUCAAAUACGACAGCUGCAUCCACAUCAUACACCUGUAGUGUUAAUGAGAGAGAUUUGGAUUUCCAUAAUUUCAUUCUUCGAAAACUGAAUACGAUAUUGUUGAAACUGGAUAUAAUUGAUGAGCGAUUAAUAAGAGUGGAAGAUUACAAUUUAAACAGAAACAAUGUUACAAAUGCAUCAGAAAACGUAAACUUUGAUUUGCCAGCAAGUACAGUUGAGGAAUUACAACUCAUAGAUCGUCAAUUGCAAGACAAAUCUGUUGCUACAGAAAUGACAAGACAAUUGAGUCUUUUGGGAGGGAAAGACUAUCAUGAUGUUAUUUCAUACAUGAUGAAACAUAUAUUAACAAAUACAUUGGCAAUACAAUAUAGUUGGGCUAGUACUAAAAUGAAAGACCCAUUUAAGAAGCUUCGCAUUACAAAAUGUAUUAUUGAUGCUACACGAACUCAUAAAAACAAUUUGACAAACAAGGAGAUAGAAGAUUUGAUUGCAAGAUGGUUAAUUUUAGCGAAACAGAGGUCUGAAAGAGAAUUGGUUUUUUGAAGUCUAAGGUUUAUGCCAACAAGCCCACGACCACCCACGUCUUGAAGGAAGAAAUUGAGCACUGCAUCAACGAAAUUCAGCCACAUUUAUGCAAAAAGGUCAUGGAAAAUUUCAACAAAAGAGUGCAUAUGUGCCAACAAAACCGUGGAGGCCAUUUACCCGAUAUGCU
Harpegnathos saltator (Jerdon's jumping ant) is the source of this 3389-nucleotide messenger RNA. RefSeq lists its product as uncharacterized. The transcript has 8 exons. The coding region runs from base 2093 to 3220 and encodes 375 amino acids. The record is from RefSeq and is a predicted model, not a curated record. NCBI's taxonomy places the organism in Eukaryota, Metazoa, Arthropoda, Insecta, Hymenoptera, Formicidae.